Molecule: messenger RNA, 519 nt
Organism: Durusdinium trenchii
Lineage: Eukaryota; Dinophyceae; Suessiales; Symbiodiniaceae
Source: the annotation of a GenBank genome assembly
AUGUUGGUGAUGCAGGAGCAGAUGUCUGACAUUGUUCAGCGGAUCUCUUCUUGCGAAGAGUCGCAACAAAAGGCGUUGGAAGAGGAUGCCCGCCUCAAGGGCGAUGUGGCAGCUGCGUUUGCUGCCGCCCAGGGUGCAGAUCGAAGUGAGGCAACGGAGGCACAGGCAGUAGCAGCACUGCGGUCGAGGCGACAUCAGAUUCAAUCAGCCCUUCAGCAAACAAAAGUCGAGAUUGCAUCUCAGAAGCGCUCAGCGGAGCAAGAUUGGUCACAGGUGAGCGGAUUGGAAGAGCUUCUGGAGGCUGGUCAAGUAAAGCUCAACCGCUGCACAGUGGAACUCCAGGCCUUGCAAAAGCUUCAGUCUGCCAAAACCUCUCCUUUGGCAAUAGGCGGAAGCCGAGAAAGCCAGACGUCGAGACUCAAAGAGCUAGUGGAGCAAAGGUAUGCCAAGGUAGGUGAAUUGGAUGCAGAGCAACAACGUCUCAAAGCAGAGGUCUUGGACUUGCGUGGAAUGAAGUAG